AUGACGACCAUCAACGACAUCGCGGACCUGGUAAGGGUACUGCGGGAAAACCCCGAGUGGCUGGACACCCUGCGAGGAGUUCUGAUCUCCGACGACUUGGGCACGGUGCCGGCCUCGCUUAAGGAGAUCGACCGGCGGCUGGCCAGCCUGGAAGCCCAGCUGGGAGACGUGAAAACGGAGCUGAGCACCGUGGGAGGACGGGUCAGCAACCUGACCGGAGACGACUACGAGAGCUUUGCCGCCCGCUACGCGCCAAGACGGAUGAACCUGGCCGACACCAUCGCCAGCAUCACCCUCACCUACCAGGACCGACGGCACAACCUCCUCUGGCUGGGCGAACUCGCAACCAACGCGAUGCUGCAAGGCCGCAUAACCCAGGACGAGGCCGACGACCUGAGCAGCCCUGGACCUGGUCUUCACCUUGACACCCACGACACCGAAAGGGCCAGGCGAAGGGCAACCAUAUUGGCCCGGGCCCAGGGACUUGCCGUAUCAGCAUUUACCAUCGGAGCUGCAAUCACCGACGAGGCCCGCGAAUUGGGCGGACAGGUCGGUGUCACCCACAUCCACCUGGAGCAGCCGGAACAGGAGUAA
Messenger RNA from Geodia barretti, 594 nucleotides. The record is from the annotation of a GenBank genome assembly. NCBI's taxonomy places the organism in Eukaryota, Metazoa, Porifera, Demospongiae, Tetractinellida, Geodiidae.